AUGGGGGCGCUGGACGCUACCACCAAACGUCGAGGCGACCGUACUGGGUCGGGCGUCAGUGCGGCGUCCAUUGUCUGCCUCACGGAGAGGACUAGGGCAAGGGACGACGGAACCGCCAAGAAUGUAGUGGGCUCCGAAACACUUGACUACCAGACUCAGUGCACGCGCACCUUCGCCACGAUAGCGGGAUGCUGCAGCGAGGAUCCACGUCCAGGGCAAGGGGCGCCCGGUGUCCGGUACGAGAUCCGCAGCGGCAACACCAGGGGCGUGUUCUCGCUGGACCGGGCGACGGGAGCGCUCCAGGUGGCGGGCAAGCUGGACUACGAGACCCAGAGCAAGUACGAGCUGCGGGUGGCGGCCUCGGACGGCGCGUCGGAGAACCACGCGCUGGUGGCGGUGCGCGUGCUGGACGUGAACGACAACCCGCCCUUGUUCGAGCGGCCCUCGUACCGCACGCAGAUCACCGAGGAGGACGACCGCAACCUGCCCAAGAGGGUGCUGCAGGUGACGGCGAUAGACGGCGAUAAGGACCACCCUGAGAGCAUCGUCUACUUCCUCACGGGUCAAGGCAUAGACGCGGACACUCCCGAGAACAGCAAGUUCGACAUCAACCAGACCUCGGGGGAGAUAUUCGUGCUCAAGCCGCUGGACCGCGACCUGCCGCACGGCCGGCCGCAGUGGAGGUUCACAGUGUUCGCGCAGGACGAGGGUGGCGAGGGGCUGGUGGGCUACGCCGACGUGCAGGUCAACCUCAAGGACAUCAACGACAACGCCCCCGUCUUCCCGCACGGCGUCUACUUCGGCAAGGUCACCGAGAACGGCACCAGAGGCAUGGCCGUGAUGACGAUCGCCGCGGUGGACCACGACGACCCGCAGGAGGGCGCCAACGCGCAGCUCUCCUACUCCAUCGAGAAGAACGUGAUCGAGGAGGAGACGGGGCUGCCCAUCUUCGAGAUCGAGCCGGCGACCGGCCUGAUCCGCACCGCCGUGUGCUGCCUGGACCGCGAGCGCACUCCCGACUACUCCAUCCAGGUGGUGGCCGUGGACGGCGGCGGCCUCAAGGGCACGGGCACGGCGUCGAUCCGGGUGGAGGACAUCAACGACAUGCCGCCCGUGUUCACGAGGGACGAGUGGCUCACGGAGGCGGACGAGACGGACGGCGACCACGUGCCCGACGUGCCCAUCCUCACCGUCACCGUGCACGACCAGGACGAAGUGAACGACUUCCACUACCAGGUGGUGGCAAACAGUGGGUUCGGCGCUGAGAAGUUCUUACUGGUCAAGAACAACGAUGGCACUGGAUCUCUUAAAGUGGCGCAACCCUUGGACUUUGAGGACAGCCGUCAAAGGAAUGGUUUCAGAUUUAGGAUACAGGUCACAGAUAAGAGACCUGAUGAUGGUGACGACACCUACCACGUGGCCUACUCGUGGGUGGUGGUCAGCUUGAGGGACAUAAACGACAAUAAGCCCCAGUUCGAGCGACCUGACAUCGAGGUGUCCGUGUACGAGAACGCGGCUGUCGGUCGGAACCUGGUCACCUUCAGCGCCACGGACCCCGACCAAGGCGGGAAGAGCGCCGUCGCUUACAAGAUAGACCCCGCCUCCGACCAGAAGCGACAGUUCGCCAUCGACGAAGAAGGAUCUGUGUCUGUGCAGAGGAGUCUGGAUCACGAAAAAUUGUCCACCCAUAAGGUGAGAAUUCUGGCUGUAGACGAUGGUAUUCCAUCCCAAACCGCGACUGCUACACUCACGGUGUUGGUGCAAGAUAUCAACGACAACGCCCCCACGCUGCUUAAAGACUACCGACCAGUUCUCCCAGAAAACCAUCCUCCCAGGAUCAUUGCUGAACUCCAAGCCACGGAUAGAGAUGACCGCUCAAAAAAAAAUGGACCACCAUUUGUGUUCAAAAUGGAUCCCACGGCUGAUGACAUUAUAAAGGCUUCUUUCAAAGUUGAUCACGACCCAAGAGGGGCGAGCGGCGACGGCGCGGCCGUCGUGUCCUCCCUGAGGUCCUUCGACAGGGAGCAGCAGAAGAACUACCUCAUACCCGUGGUGAUCAGGGACUCCGGGACGCCGAGCCUCACCAGCACCUGCACCCUCACCGUGGUCAUCGGCGACGUCAACGACAACACCAUGCAACCAGACUACAAGCACGUCGUCGUUUACAACUACCUGGGCCAGGCCGGGGACAGCGCGGUGGGACGCGUGCACGUGCGUGACCUGGACGACUGGGACCUGCCGGACAAGCAGUUCCAGUGGAGCGGCCAGGAGCACCCCCUGUUCGCGCUGGACCAGCACUCGGGCAUGGUCACCAUGAGGCGUGGCACGCCGAGCGGGAGGUACAACUUGCAGUUCAAGGUGUCUGACCGCAAGCAUGGCCAGUACGACGUGCCUGCGAACGUGACCGUGACCGUGAGGGACAUCUCCCACGAGGCGGUCGUGAACUCGGGCUCCGUGCGGCUGGCCGGGGUCACAGACGAGGACUUCAUCGCGCAGUCGGACGCCAAGGGCCGCAGCAGACUGGACCGCCUGCGCGACAAGCUGGCGGAGGUGCUGCGCGUGGGCAGGCAGGACGUGCUGGUGUUCAGCGUGCAGGCGAGCGAGGCCGCGCCCCGCGCCACGGACGUGCGCUUCGCGGCCCGCGUGUCGGGCGCGCGCUACCUCCCGCCCGUGCGCCUCAACGGCCUGCUGCUCAUGCACAGGGAGGCGGUGGAGAGCCACGCCGGAGUCAACAUCACGCAGGUGGGCCCCGGCGCGUGUCUGGCGGAGGGGCGGCCCUGCGCGGGCAGCUGCACCGCCGAGCUGGCGGUGGGCGCGCCGCCGCACCUCGUCGAUGCUAACCGCACGGCGCUGGUCGGCGUCACCGUGCGCGUGGCGGCGCGCUGCGUCUGCGGCGCGCGGCACUUCGCCGCCCCGGAGACCUGCCUCGCCGGCCCCUGCCUCAACGGCGGCAGCUGCUCGGAGGAGCCCUCCGGCGUCAGCUGCUCGUGCCCCGCGGGUCUUGACGGACCCGCUUGUCAAGAAACCGCUCGCAGUUUCAACGGUGACGGAUGGGCCUGGUUUCCUCAUCUGGAGAUGUGCGAACAAUCUCACCUCAGCUUCGAGUUCAUCACGAAGAAACCCGAUGGGCUGCUGCUUUAUAAUGGACCAUUAGUUGCGCCCGAGCCAGAAGAAAUACUUAUUUCAGAUUUCAUUUCUCUAGAACUUGACAAGGGAGGCCCAAGGCUUCUUGUGGAUUUUGGUUCAGGAACCUUAGAGCUCAAAGUGAGGACCAAGAACAGUCUCGAUGAUGGAAAGUGGCACCGGAUUGAUGUUUUUUGGGACACGCAGGACGUGCAGCUGAUGGUCGACCUGUGUCGCGCGGCCGCCGUGCUGGAGGCGGAGGACGCGCCCCUGCCCCGCUUCGACGGCGCGAGCUGCCUGGCGCGCGGCGCGGUGCCGCCCUUCGACGAGCAGCUCAACGUGAACACCCCGCUGCAGCUGGGGGGCCUGCACGUGGCGCAGUUCGACCCGCAGCAGUACCGCUGGCAGGCCGCGCCGCACGGCCGCCCCUUCCACGGCUGCAUCAGGAACCUCGUGCACAACAGCAAGCUGUACGACAUGCAGCAACCCGGGCUGUCGCGGGGCAGCGAGGCCGGCUGCGCGAUGAUGUCUCGGGCGUGCGGCGCGCAGUGUCGGCAGCACGGCUCCUGCGAGGGCGGGCUGUCUGCGCCGCGCUGUCUCUGCAGCCCGGGCUGGACUGGGCCCGACUGCGUCACCAGGACGGUGCCCGCCACCUUCAAGGAGCUCAGCUACGUCAAGUACGCGCUCUCGUUCGAGCCGGACCGCUUCCUGUCGCGCACCCAGCUGCGCUUCCGCACCAGGGAGCUCGGCGGGGAGCUGCUGAGGCUCAGCGACCAGCACGGCAAGGAGUAUGCCGUGCUUGAGAUUACAGGUGGACACCUCCACUUCCGCUACAACUUGAACAGCGUCAGGACGGAGGAGCAAGACCUUGCCCUGAGCGCCGUACCUGUCCACGAUGGCAAGUGGCACAUAAUCAAGGUGACGCGGUACGGCUCGGCCGCCAUGCUGGAGCUGGACGGUGGCGAGGGCCGCAGGUUCAACGAGACACUGCUGACGAUGGGCCACCAGUGGUUGCUGGUUGACAAGCAGGAGGGGGUCUACGUCGGCGGGAAGGCCGAGUUCACCGGAGUCCGCACCUUCGAGGUUUACGCAGACUACAAGCAAGGCUGCCUGGACGACGUGCGGCUCGACGGCAAGCCCCUGCCGCUGCCGCCCGCCGCCAACGGCACGCAGUGGGGCCAGGCGACCACGGCGCGCCACCUGGAGCGCGGCUGUGCGUCCAGCCGCCCGUGCGACGGCGUGGCUUGCCCCGAGCCCUUCCAGUGCCGCGACCUGUGGAACCAGCACGAGUGCGCGUGCGCGGAGGGGCACGUGAUGGCCGCCGACGGGAAGGGGUGCGUGGACCGCAACGAGUGCCUGGACAAGCCGUGCCUGAACGGCGGCGUCUGCGUCAACCAGAGCCCGCCGCCCGGGUACCGCUGCCUCUGCCCGCAGCGCUUCUGGGGCGGCAAUUGCGAGGCGGCGCGCGACGCCCGCUCGCUGCGGCUCGGCGUGGGCUUCCUGGCCGCCAUCUUGCUCUGCCUGCUCGUCAUCGCCGUCCUGGUGUUUGUUUUUGUGCUAUACAACCGACGAAGACAGUCGCGAGCUAAGUACCCCAAGACAGAGGAGGAUGUUAGAGAAAACAUCAUCAGCUACGAUGAUGAAGGGGGAGGGGAGGACGACAUGAUGGCCUUUGACAUAAAGCCACUGCAGAUACCAGUCGAAGGCGCUGUGGCAGAAGGAUCAUCCAAAGAACAGCAAAUUCCACUGGAAAGAAUUAUUAAUAUUUCAGCUGCUAUCGAGCAAUACAGGAAAGCAGCCGAUGGUGAUCAAAAUGCGCCACCUUUCGAUGACCUUCGGAAUUUUGCUUUCGAAGGCGGCGGUAGCACGUCGGGAUCUUUAUCUUCGCUGGCGACAGAAACUGAAGAGAAUGACCAAGACUUUGAGUACCUGAAUGCGUGGGGCCCACGCUUUAGCGUGCUUUCGAGCAUGUAUAGAGACGAAGAAACCAGCGAAGAAACUCAGUGACGAAUCAACGCAGGCUGUGCACACUGAUUUUUGUAACGACGCGGCGAAGGGAGCUCGCUCACAGCGGAACAGAAGCGACGAAUCUCUCGAAUGUUUCGUGUUCUGAUGGAACCCAUACGUAGUUCGAGAAGAUAUGCCUUACUUUUUGAUGGAGUCUAAUAAAACGAUACAUAUAACGUUCUGUACAUAGUGGUAUCUGCUUAAGACAUUCGAAAAACUUUCGUAAAUGAUGUUAGAUUAUACUUAAUGUGAUAAGGUUUUUAAGGCUGUUGUUAUAUGCGCUGUAAGUGCAAAAAAAUGUUUCAUGUUUUAAUGAAUGUAAGUGCAGAAAGCAUGUUUGUGAUUUUCAUAGAUAUAUUGAUUUCCUGCCUCAAUAAAUGGACCAUGUUAAAAAAAAAUUAUUAUUUAUUUAUGCGCUAAUGUGGUCACAAGUACAAAUCAAGGAAUAAAAACAUAUUUUAUGUAAUCAAAUACUCAAAGAAAUGUUUCUUCAGUAAAUUAAUUUAAUGUGUUUUUUUUUUCAUAAAGUGUCAGGUAAAGUUAAAUCGCUUUAAAUGAAGUUCUGAAUUGAUUGUAACAUUUCAAAGUGUGACUGAAAAGUGAAAUUGUAUGUUAAAUUGUUUUAAUUUUAAUGCAUGUUAUUAUCUUAUUUAAAUGCACAUUGUGCAUUAAAAAAUUUAUUUUUUUGCCAGAUGUGAUGUAUAUUGAGUUUUGUAUUAAAAAAUUUAAAUAUGUGA
This is a messenger RNA of Bacillus rossius redtenbacheri, 5867 nucleotides long. Its product is annotated as neural-cadherin-like. The record is from RefSeq and is a predicted model, not a curated record. Gene Ontology annotation, cellular component: adherens junction; catenin complex; plasma membrane. Gene Ontology annotation, biological process: homophilic cell-cell adhesion; cell-cell junction assembly; calcium-dependent cell-cell adhesion. The transcript is spliced from 27 exons. Gene Ontology annotation, molecular function: cadherin binding; calcium ion binding. NCBI's taxonomy places the organism in Eukaryota, Metazoa, Arthropoda, Insecta, Phasmatodea, Bacillidae. Bases 1 to 5130 code for a protein of 1709 amino acids.